CCGAGUCCUGGGCACAGGGGUGUGCCUGUCCUGUGCCACUAUGUUCCCUGUGGUGGUGGUCCCUGUGGGGUGCCUGUGCCUGGGCCAGGUGAAUCGUGCCACCUGCCACGGGUGACAGGAGUCACGUUGCCAUGGUGCUUGGUGCCACUUGUCCUCUUGGAGCCAAUAAAGGUGCCCGUUGCCCCGGGUGCGGAGAGCAGGGCCCGGCAGCAGCAGGGGACAGGAGCUCACUUCAGGCAGCAGGAUCCAUGUGCCCAGCCCUCUGCCCAAAAAUGCCGAGGCCCUUGCAGCCCCUCUCGCUCGUGGUCCUGCUUCUCCUCGCUGCCAGUGCCCAGGGACAGGCUGUCGCGGGCCCYAAGGUGCUGCAGCCGUGGCUCAUUGGCCUCACGGCCGUCGUCGUCUUYCUCUUCGUUGUCUUCGUGGCGCUGCUCGCUAACCGGCUGUGGAAUCUCAGGAGGCGCAGGAAAGAGGAUGACCACCCGGAGGCCCUGGCGACUGACAGAAUGGGGCGUUCCGGCCACGUCAACCCGGCAGCUGAGGACUCGGAGGAGCUGAGCGACGACAAGCAAGAGAGCAAGGCCACGUCCCUCUGAGUGCCCACCGCUGGCCGCUGCCCGCCCCGGGGCACCUCCGAUCGGCACCGCGCCCUCACCCCGUCCGCGGGCCGUUCAUCCGUGCCGGGUUUCGACGACAGCCGUGGCCACCGUGGCACUUCCCGCCCCGCAGCCGCUCCGGCUAUGAUCAAGACCCGGCGUGGAUGAGCCGCUUAC
Malurus melanocephalus (red-backed fairy wren) is the source of this 770-nucleotide messenger RNA. RefSeq names its product small integral membrane protein 24 (gene SMIM24). Lineage: Eukaryota; Metazoa; Chordata; Aves; Passeriformes; Maluridae. The record is from RefSeq and is a predicted model, not a curated record.